AUGGCGAGCCACCUGUCGUACGGGCGGGUGAACCUCAACGUGCUGCGCGAGGCCAUGCGCAGGGAGCUGCGCGAGUUCCUGGACAAGUGCGCGGGAAGCAAGGCAAUAGUUUGGGACGAAUACCUAACAGGACCAUUUGGAUUAAUUGCGCAGUAUUCUCUUUUAAAGGAGCAUGAGGUGGAAAAAAUGUUCACCCUUAAGGGAAAUCGACUGCCUGCCGCUGAUGUCAAGAACAUUAUCUUCUUUGUCAGACCCAAGCUAGAGCUGAUGGACAUAAUUGCUGAAAAUGUGCUCAGCGAAGACAGGCGCUCCCCUACCAGGGAUUUCCAUAUCUUGUUUGUGCCCCGCCGAAGCUUGUUGUGUGAGCAGCGGUUGAAGGAUCAAGGUGUUUUGGGAUCCUUUAUUCACAGAGAAGAAUACAGUCUAGAUCUCAUUCCAUUUGAUGGUGAUCUAUUAUCCAUGGAGUCAGAGAGUGCUUUUAAAGAGUGUUACUUAGAGAGUGACCAGACGAGUCUGUACCAUGCAGCAAAAGGACUGAUGACCUUGCAGGCGCUCUAUGGAACUAUUCCCCAGAUCUUUGGAAAAGGAGAAAGUGCACGGCAAGUGGCCAAUAUGAUGAUCAGGAUGAAAAGAGAGUUCACUGGAAGCCAGAAUUCAAUAUUUCCCGUUUUCGAUACUCUCUUGUUGCUUGAUCGUAAUGUAGACAUGUUAACUCCCUUGGCUACUCAGCUUACGUACGAAGGACUCAUCGAUGAAAUUUAUGGCAUUCAAAACAGUUAUGUGAAAUUACCUCCGGAGAAGUUUGCCCCUAAGAAACAGGGCGAGAGCGGUAAGGAGCUACCCACCGAAGCUAAAAAACUUCAGCUCAAUUCUGCAGAGGAACUCUACGCUGAGAUCAGAGACAAAAACUUUAAUGCAGUGGGCUCAGUGCUGAGCAAGAAAGCCAAAAUCAUCUCUGCAGCGUUUGAGGAAAGACACAAUGCUAAAACCGUUGGGGAGAUCAAGCAGUUUGUUUCUCAGUUGCCUCAUAUGCAAGCAGCAAGAGGGUCGCUUGCAAACCAUACGUCGAUCGCGGAGUUGAUCAAAGACAUCACCACUUCUGAAGAUUUCUUUGACAAACUGACAGUGGAGCAAGAGUUUAUGUCUGGAAUAGACACUGAUAAGGUCAACAAUUACAUAGAGGACUGCAUUGCUCAAAAACAUCCAUUGAUCAAGAUAUUGAGACUGGUUUGCUUGCAGUCUGUGUGUAACAGCGGACUCAAGCAGAAGGUGUUGGACUAUUAUAAAAGAGAAAUUCUCCAGACGUACGGCUACGAACACAUUUUGACCUUAAACAAUCUUGAGAAGGCCGGACUGCUGAAACCUCAGGCCGGUGGGAGGAACAACUACCCAACAAUCAGAAAAACCAUGCGUCUCUGGAUGGAUGACAUUAACGAGCAGAAUCCCAACGACAUAUCCUACGUGUACAGUGGAUACGCACCUCUGAGUGUCCGGCUAGCCCAGUUGCUGGCCCGCCCGGGUUGGCGCAGCAUUGAGGAAGUCCUCAAGAUGCUCCCGGGCCCCCACUUUGAGGAACGGCAACAGCUACCAACGGGAUUGCAAAAGAAGCGUCAACAAGGAGAGAACAGAGUUACUCUGGUAUUUUUCCUGGGCGGUGUAACCUAUGCUGAAAUUGCCGCGUUGAGAUUCCUCUCCCAGAUGGAAGAUGGAGGUACCGAGUAUGUAAUUGCCACCACUAAACUCUUGAACGGAACCAGCUGGAUCGAAUCUCUAAUGGAGAAACAGUUCUAGAAUUGGUUUCGAAAUUGGACUUGAGCAGAGGCCCUCGCUCAUCUGGACUGCAGAAUUACCGGUUCCUUCAAAGCAGCUGCUGAGAGACAAUGAAACCCGAUGGAAGUGCGACCAUGUCCGCUAUUGUCACACCCAUGGAGUUGCUGUGUUUUCUCAUCUUUGUCUUUUGACUGUUUCUAUUCUCUGUAAGUUCCCUAACUUACGACGCUGGACAGAGGAGGAAGUAAGAAAGGAAAAUGAGCCCAUGUAGAAGAAAUCAGGUCUGAAAUCUGAAGCUCCUUUGAUGGCCUUCUAGAAACUACUUCAAAAAGGCUGGCUACUGCUUGGCUUGGGCUGCACUCACGGGAAGAUGUAUAGACUGGUAUCCAAAUUAGCCCCGGU
Messenger RNA from Tachyglossus aculeatus (Australian echidna), 2172 nucleotides. RefSeq names its product VPS33A core subunit of CORVET and HOPS complexes (gene VPS33A). Lineage: Eukaryota; Metazoa; Chordata; Mammalia; Monotremata; Tachyglossidae. Gene Ontology annotation, biological process: vesicle-mediated transport; intracellular protein transport. Gene Ontology annotation, cellular component: CORVET complex; lysosome. The record is from RefSeq and is a predicted model, not a curated record. The transcript is spliced from 13 exons. The coding region runs from base 1 to 1791 and encodes 596 amino acids.